CAAUCUAAAACUUUUGCGUCUCAACAAUUGUGCGGGAACGAUGGGGUUUCUUGACACCUUCCACGUGAGCUGGUCAUCCCUUACAGCUCUGGGAGUCGUUGGGCUCUUGAGUCUGCUGGUGUGGCGCCGAUACUUCUCCGCGAUCAGCGACGUCCCAGGGCCCUUUGCUGCAUCGUUCACCCGGCUAUGGCACAUGCAACGAAUCUUGAAGGGUGACCAGAAUCUGGAACUGAUUCGACUGCAUGAGAGGCAUGGCCACUUUGUUCGGAUGUCCUACGAUGAGGUUAGCGUCAGUCAUCCAGAUGCUAUCAAAAAGACCCUUCUCGCCCCUCUACGUAAGGGUAAUUGGUACAAAAUCCACGCUUUGCCGGAUUACCGUUUUCAAUCCCCUAUGAGCACCACGGAUCCCAAGAAGAAGGUUGAAAAGUCCAAGUACAUUGCCGCCGCGUACACCGUCUCUAGCAUACUGAGGUCAGAGGAGCAUAUCGACCGGACUUUCGAGUCUUUUCUCCACUGGCUGGAUAUAUACGCAGCCGACAAGAAGCCAAUGGACCUUAACAAGUUCAUUUCAUACGCAACCUUCGACGUUAUCGGCGAGAUUGUCUUCUCGAAGCAGUUCGGUUUCCUUGAGCAAGGCAAAGACAUUGGCAACGCUAUUGGGAACUCACUGGCUCUCAAUGCCUACGUUGCAGUUGCCGGGUACUUUCGUUGGAUUAACAUUGCGCUCUUGGCUAACCCCUUGGUCACUUGGUUGUCCAUCAUGCCAAUGGGCCACUUGUUCGACUUGACGAAAGCUGUUCUAACAGAUCGCGAAAAGAACCCCAAUGCUCGCUACGACGCGAUCCAAUAUUGGUUCAAGCAAAAUGAACGGCAUCCCGACAAGCUCACGAUUCGAGAGAUCGGCACACAAGCCCUUGCUGCUGUUGGCGCCGGAUCAGAUACUGUUGCUGGUGGCAUUCAGUCUUUCAUCUAUCACAUGAUUCGUCACCCCGAUACGUGGAGACGUGCUCAGGCCGAAGUCGAGGAAGCAGUGAAGAACGGUCUAUGCAAGGAUCGAGUGGUUUCCUACGCUGAUGCCCAACAACUACCCUUUGUGCAAGCGUGUGUGAAAGAGGCACUGCGGAUGUUCGGCCCAGUUCCAAUGGGGCUUCCUCGAAUAGCUCCCAAGGGAGGCUUGACCAUUGGCGAUCGCACCUUGCCCGAAGGCACUAUUGUCUCUGUCAACCCAUGGGUGAUUCACUACUCAAAAGAGCUUUGGGGUGAAGAUGCGGACGAGUUCAAUCCAAACCGAUGGCUAGAAGGAGACAUCGCCGCGAAAGAGAAGUACUGGAUUCCUUUUGGAGCAGGUUACGGCUCUUGUCCCGGACAGAAUGUUGCAAAGAUUGAGCUUGCAAAGAUUACGUCGACUCUGGUCAAGGAUUACAACAUCCGACAAGUAGACGAGAAGCAGGAGUGGAAGUGGAAGGCUUACUUUACAGUUGUUCCCCACUCCUGGCCUGUUUUUAUUGAGAAGAGGACAUAAUAGUAAUUGAUGUGAGGGCAUACAUCAGCUUCUGAGCGGAAGAAACAUCUUAAAGGGCAGGAAUCAUCCAUUCACGUCGGUUUGUGGUUCUGUGAAGUCAGGCCCAAGGAAUAUGAAUCGCAGUCUAUUCACAUUCCAUCCCCACCGACUGGACUUAACAGUGAUGUUAACUUUGAUGCAAAUGCAGAGCUUGUCAAGGUCCCUUUCAAGACUCAGGUCAAGAUUAGUGUCGGGCCCUGUUGCCGUUACUUGAAAUCUUUCAAGCAUUUCCAACGAAGAGGGUUAUAACUAUAUCUAGGCUGUAUUUGUGCCAGUUAGUGGAGCCUACAUAGUAACGUAAUCCACCAGUGAGCUAGCCAAACCAGCGAGUUAGCCACCUCAAAAUCUCACCAAAAUCGGG
Messenger RNA from Eremomyces bilateralis CBS 781.70, 1922 nucleotides. RefSeq names its product cytochrome P450. The transcript is spliced from 5 exons. Gene Ontology annotation, molecular function: monooxygenase activity; iron ion binding; oxidoreductase activity, acting on paired donors, with incorporation or reduction of molecular oxygen. The record is from RefSeq and is a predicted model, not a curated record. The coding region runs from base 41 to 1522 and encodes 493 amino acids. Lineage: Eukaryota; Fungi; Ascomycota; Dothideomycetes; Eremomycetales; Eremomycetaceae.